Agrilus planipennis (emerald ash borer) is the source of this 1834-nucleotide messenger RNA. It is a transcript of the gene dgt1, whose product is annotated as KAT8 regulatory NSL complex subunit 2. Bases 153 to 1697 code for a protein of 514 amino acids. Gene Ontology annotation, cellular component: NSL complex. The transcript is spliced from 9 exons. The record is from RefSeq and is a predicted model, not a curated record. NCBI's taxonomy places the organism in Eukaryota, Metazoa, Arthropoda, Insecta, Coleoptera, Buprestidae.
AUUUUAUCGGUGAAGUGUGAACAUUGUCGUAAUAUCACUUACGGUGAGUUUAGGUGUUGUUACGUGUUGUGGAAAGUUGGCCAAUUUCUUAGUGUUCAUUUGACUAUAGUAUUGUAUUGGCGGGAAGUUUAACAUUUGCAGUUUAUCCCAAAAUGCAAAAUGAAAAAGCAUUUCUUAAAAUAAGAUCGUCUCCACUGAGUGAAGAAGCUAAAGAAGCUCAAGCAGCAUUGAGGGCUCAAAUACAAAAUGAAUUGCAAAAUAAGAAGCAGUGCAACUAUCAACCUCAUGAAUGCACUCAAUUGAGUUUGAAUGGAUAUGAUUACUGUUUUCGUCAUAUUCUGCAGGAUAAGUGCGCACCUUUUAAACAGUGUGCUUAUGUGUACCCUGUUACAUCAAAAAGAUGUUACAUGCCAGCACCAAAAACAGAUAAAAAAGAACCAAUUUACUGCAAUGAACAUGCAUUGAGAAAUCAUUUACAUAAAGCAAAACGAAAUGCACGAUAUCCUCCACCAAAGAGCACAGAAAAUUUGUUGUAUUCAUUAUCGCACCAUCUUAAGAAAUCUCGAACACGUUCUACUUCUUCCUGCACACAAUAUUCAGAUGAAGGGCGCAGCACGCCUGACGAGGGUGAAGCUAAAGUAACCAAAAGUGUUGAUCCAUUUAUUGACAUAGACGCUGCUGCAAUAACUUCAUCAAGUAGUACUAUAUUAGAUGUCUGUAGUGAAUCUGAAAGCGACGUAGAGGCUGCAACGUAUUCUUCAGUAUGGCAUGAUUCACAUGCUGAAAGUUCAGACGAAGAGAGCGUAGAUUCUGAGCAAGAAGAUGUUUUGAAACAUGCAAAUGUUUACACUGCAGAAGAAAUUACUUCCAUUACUAGAGAUAAAUUGAUUCGUUUACAAGCAUUGUAUAUUGAUCAAUUUCGUCAUUUGAAUUAUCUUUUGCGAGAGCGGAGGCGCAAAUACUUGCACUCAUUGAAACGCGAAAAAGAAAGUUUUUGUAGUAUUAAUGACCAAGUUCGGGACAACCCUAAGGAACUUCGUUUAUAUAAGAAACUGAAAGCAUAUAAUAAUUAUCACAGAUUGCAUGGUGUUGAAGCUGUUUGCAGGAAAAAGGAAUUAGAACAAAGGUUGCAGAAAACCGAGGGCAUUCAUCAUAGACCUCCAGCUUACAUCAAAUGUUCUUUUACUGAAGGAGGGGUGCGUUGUAAGGAACGAGCUUUACCAGUUGCAAGACACUGCAGAAAACAUAUAUUACAGGAUUCUAAUCAAGUAUUGUUUAGGGCUUGUGGUAAAGUAAAUGGAGAUAUUGCAUGUAGUACUCCUAUUGAGGCAAUCUUUGAUGGAAGUACUUGUAAUUUGCACAUGGAUAUUCCACCUUUAAGAUCGUAUGCUCAAAUAAGAAAGGAUUCGGAAUCAGAUUUCGACGAUGUAGAGGAAUCAAAACAACAUUCAGCAUGUUCAUCAUUAACUGAAAAACCAGUUAAUUUCGAAAAAGAUGAAAAAUAUCUUUCUUCUAUAAAAGAAGAGGAUUCUAGGACUUUUUUAGUUACUGAUAUUCCUGCUGUUCAAAUGGAAAAGCAAAUUAAAAUGGAACGUAAUACUUCUGAAAAUUCAACAAAAGAAAGAGAGGAUAUGACUUUUGACGCCUCGUUUGAUAGUAAUAGUAACUCUUUAAAAAAAGAAGAUGUAAUAGAAUAAGGAAAAUUCGUUAAUAUAAGUUUAUUCCUCUUCUUUCUAAUUAGUAUUUUCAGUUUCAUAAAUUUAACAGUAUUAGUUGAUAACAUUACCAUUUUUUGUAUAUGAUUUUCCUAUUAAAAUUGCAUUUAAAGAUUAAA